Molecule: messenger RNA, 1551 nt
Organism: Mesorhabditis belari
Lineage: Eukaryota; Metazoa; Nematoda; Chromadorea; Rhabditida; Rhabditidae
Source: the annotation of a GenBank genome assembly
AUGAAGAUUUGUGUGAUCGGUGCCGGUGCAUCAGGACUUCCCGCGAUCAAGUCAGCCAUUGAAAAAGGAUUUAAGGUGACAUGUUUCGAGAAAUCGAACGAUAUUGGUGGUCUCUGGAGGUAUAAAGCUGAUCCAUGCCCAGGAGAGGGUUCUGUAAUGAGAUCGACUGUCAUCAAUACAUCAAAGGAAAUGACAGCUUACAGCGAUUUCCCACCACCGAAAGAGGCUGCAAAUUUCAUGCACAACUCCGAAUUAUUGCGAUAUUUUCGGGCAUACGCUGAACACAACGAUCUCUUGCGUUACAUCAAGCUUGAACAUUCUGUGUCAAAUGUGGCGAGAGCGCCAGAUUUUGAUGAAUCAGGACGAUGGAUUGUCACUUAUACAGAUUUAACAACUGAAAAGACAACAACGGAUAUCUUUGAUGGAGUCAUGGUGUGUACAGGGCAUCAUACAGAAGAAUAUUGGCCUAAACCGUUUCCUGGACAAGAGUUCUUCAAAGGAAAGAUCAUUCACAGUCAUCAGUACAAGGAUUUUAAGGGUUUUGAGGAUAAACGAGUCAUUGUUGUUGGUAUUGGGAACAGUGGAGGGGAUUUGUGUGUCGAGUUGAGCAAAGUCGCUGAGAAGGUUUAUCUCGCGACUCGAUCGGGCACCUGGGUGAUGAAUCGAAUCUGGGACAUGGGUGAACCAGUCAACAACGGUUUCCGAAAAAGUUUCCCCUUUUGGUUACAAAAUUGGAUUCUAUCGAACAAGCUGACUGUCAGAUGUGAUCACGGUCGUUACGGUCUCAAGCCAAAGCAUCGUCCAUUAGAGGCUCAUUUGACAGUCAAUGAUGAAUUACCCAAUCGAAUUGCUUGUGGAAUGGUUGUGGUGAAACCAAACAUUGGAUCAUUUACAGAAGAUGGAGUGAUCUUUGAAGAUGGAACUAUCAUCAAAGCUGAUAUUAUAAUUUUUGCAACUGGUUACUCCAUUGGAUUCCCAGUGGUUGAAGAGGGAAAGUUGAUCCCAGUGACGGAGAAUCGAGUUGAACUUUAUAAGUUCAUGUAUCCACCUGGAUUAGCGAAACAUAAUACCCUUGCUGUUAUCGGUCUCAUUCAACCAGCUGGCUCGAUCAUGCCAAUAUCUGAGAUGCAAGCAAGGGUAUUCACUGGAGCUUUGGCUGGAGAGCUGGCAUUGCCUGGUGAGAAGGAAAUGAAAAGCGAUAUCAAGAAGAAAUUGGAAAAGAUGAAGAAGGUUUUCGUUGCCAGCAGAAGGCAUACCAUUCAAGUUGAAUAUGUUUCUUUUAUGGAAGAACUCGCGAGAAUGAUUGGUGUAAGGCCAAAAUUGUGGACACGUUGGGUGAAGGAUCCGGCGCUAGCAUUUGUGCUUUCAUUUCAUGGAUUAGCUCCGUAUCAGUAUCGAUUAGAUGGUCCAAACUCUUGGCCAGGUGCUCGAGAGGCUCUUCUCGAAAUGGAUGAACGAGUUUUUGAGACAACGAGAACACGACGAACAAAAGAAACAAUGGAAUCGAGACCAUUCUCGAAGAUCAAAUAUUCAUACAGAGCUGUGAUUGCC